Molecule: messenger RNA, 2144 nt
Organism: Misgurnus anguillicaudatus (oriental weatherfish)
Lineage: Eukaryota; Metazoa; Chordata; Actinopteri; Cypriniformes; Cobitidae
Gene: bmp7a
Product: bone morphogenetic protein 7a
Biological process (GO): BMP signaling pathway
Cellular component (GO): extracellular region
Molecular function (GO): growth factor activity; cytokine activity
Source: RefSeq, a predicted model, not a curated record
UUAUGUUAAAAUUGUGACCUGGAAUAAAGCAUAAGAAGAAGAAACAAAUAAUUGUCAUUAUAACAAUUAGUAGGCCUAUGCGUUGUCCGCACUUAUCAGAACAGACAGCCCAGUCUGCGCGCGCGCCACACCCACUCGGUUCAGCGCGCUAUUUAAAGCGUGUAGACAGCAGCGGCACGAGACCAUCAGCACCACAUCAGAUGUUGGAUAGGCAGCGCUACAUCAGAUGUCAGAACUGUUGCUGCACUGGAUUAUUCAAAACCAACCCAAAUUAUAUGAUCAAGUGAAGAAGCAGCGCUGGAAGUUCAACUUUUUGUUUAUCAUUCGAGAUUUAUUCAAUAUGACUUAUUAUUCAAUAUCGCAGCUGCUCAGUGCGCUGAUCGCGACGUGUGUUUGCAGUGUGAUCGCAGACGCAAUGAGGGCAAACUUUACACUGGAUAACGACAUUCACUCGAGUUUCAUUCAACGGCGUCUGAAGAGUCAGGAGCGCAGAGAGAUGCAGCGGGAGAUCUUGUCCAUCCUCGGGCUGCCGCACAGACCCCGGCCGCUCGUGCACGAGAGACAAACCGCAGCCCCCAUGUUCAUGCUGGAUCUGUAUAACGCCAUCCUGGAGGACAGAGAUCAGCGCAGCGGUUACCUGUACUCAUACGAGCCCGUGCACACGACCCCAGCACCCGCGAUGGUCAGCCAGCAGGACAGCCGGUUCCUUGAUGAUGCCGACAUGGUGAUGAGUUUUGUCAAUUUGGUGGAAUCAGAUGAAAAUCUCCGCCUGUAUCAUCAGCACCGCAGGGAGUUUCGUUUCGACCUCUCUCGCAUCCCGCCUGGAGAAACCGUGACUGCCGCCGAAUUCCGUAUUUAUAAGGACUUUGUGCACGAGCGUUAUGAAAAUGAGACAUUCAGAGUCAGUUUGUACCAGGUGCUCCAACAGAAGCCCAAAAGGGAGCUGUACCUGUUGGACUCUAGAAUGGUAUGGGCGGCAGAAGAAGGAUGGCUGGUAUUUGACCUCACAGUGACCAGUAACCACUGGCUUAUAAACCCGGGGCAGAAUCUGGGACUGCAGCUCUCUGUGGAGACGGCACACGGUGAAAGUCUGAACCCCAAAAGAGCGGGGCUGGUGGGCAGGAGCGGACCUCAGAACAAGCAGGCGUUUGUGGUGGCGUUCUUGAAAGCGUCAGGAGUUCACUUCCGAAGUGUGCGGUCAACACCGGGCAACAAACAGAGGGGUCAUAACCGCUCCAAAAACCCCAAACCUGGUUCUGCAUCCAGUCAGGUGGCCCUCAAGAUGGCAGAGACUGCAGAGGGUGCCAGCGUGGACCCCAAACAAGGCUGUAAGAAACACGAGCUCUAUGUCAGUUUCAGAGACUUGGGAUGGCAGGAUUGGAUCAUCGCACCGGAGGGUUACGCUGCAUAUUAUUGUGAGGGUGAAUGUGUUUUCCCCUUGAACUCAUAUAUGAAUGCUACAAAUCACGCUAUUGUACAGACACUGGUCCAUUUCAUAAACCCAGAAACAGUGCCGAAACCCUGCUGCGCUCCGACUCAGCUGCAUGGAAUCUCCGUCUUGUACUUUGAUGACAGCUCCAACGUUAUAUUAAAAAAGUACCGCAACAUGGUCGUCCGAGCCUGCGGAUGCCACUAACUCACCGCUCCGGCUCGUUCCGGGAAAACGGAGAGGAAAUAAUAGACUUUCAUAGGAGAUUGAUUUUCUUGAUAACCAAACGCCCAGAGACUCUUAAUGGAGCAAAUCUGGACCUCUUUGUCAGCAAAGUUUUCAUUCAAAGUUUAAAACGUCUUGAAUUGUGGGAGGCUGACCGCAACCGAGUCGACCGUGAGGCGUUCUGGCUUCGGUCCGUGCGCAGACAGCCAAGUUUGGAAUAUCAAAGAGGAUACGAAGUGACCUCAGAGACACGUAAGCAGACUGCUCGGGGAGCAUGUGCUGCAGUUACACACAUCCUAAAGCCACUUGUUUUAUGUAUUCAUUCAAGUAAUUAUUAUAAAUGACUGUCCUGUCUCGCUUUGUAUAUUUCAGUAAAGAUGCACUAAGUGAGAUGGAAAUUAUGUAAAUGAGUCAAAGUGAUUUUGACACAACAAACCCUUUGGCAGAUGUUCAGCGCUCUGUUCUAUUAAACAGGACCGAUGAAAUUCAA